GCAGAGCAGAGCAGAGCACAGCACAGUAGUAGUCGUCCGCCGACAGAGUAGCUAGGCAGAGUGUGUAUAACCAGCGUGCCGGUUUUUAGUAUAGGAGUAGACACGACGCAAAGGAGGAGAAGAAGAGCAGUAAUAAUCGCACCCUCGAUGCCGUCAAAGAAGGGAGUAGCAGAGGGUGCGUGCCUUAAUUGACAAGUGUGUAUGUGUGUGCGUGGAGGGGAACGGCGAUCACUCCCUUGGAAGCACGUCCUAGAUAAUGUGAUUCUGCGUACUAGAAGGAAAUCAUUGAUUGAUGCGUGUGCCAAAGCUUUCGAAGGGAGACUAUUAUCAAAACGUAUUUCUAAGACAUACCUUAUACAUUAUACACGCAGCGCGCUUUUUUCGGGGGAACAACGCACGUCUUUCACACUUUAGCUUCGUUUUAUUUUUCUCGUCGUAAAUAAAUAAUAUAUAUAUAUACACGCGCGCGUUUUGUGUAAAAAAUAUGUAUGUAUGUACACAACAAAGCUUUUGCUUGGAGAAAAAGAAUUAUUAUUGAUCGAGGAAUUGUGAUUUCUGUACCUAAAUAUAUCAUAUAUAAUGUACCUUGAUGUUGCUUCGCGAUUUGCAAAUUCACUUUGCUACGUCCAAAUUGUCGAUGUGCUUUACACUAUUACGCUAACGAGCCUAGGUGCGUGCCUAGAUUUCAUUUAGGAAAUUUUGAUAACAAAGAAAAGAAAGUAAUCGCCUUAGAUAAUUAUUAUUAGAAAGAAAAAUCGAAACACUUGUACAAUCAUCGAAGAAUAAGAUGCCAGGACCACAAACAGCGUCAUCGGGACGCACGAGCAGCGAAGCCAUUCGUAUGGAACCAAUCGUUCGGACAUCGAGUGGACGCACACCUGGACAGAAUGGUACAGCUUCGGCUACAGGCGGGGAGACAAAUCCAGCGCUGCACAAGCGCAACAUCUACGAGCAGAACGGUGGGGCGGUGUGCUCGCAGAAGCGCGCGCUGUGCAUCGCCACCGUCGUGUUCGCCACGCUGUUCGCCAUAUCGCUCAUCAUCGCCUUCGCGGGACCACAAAACGACUGCCCUUGCGCUGGAGAGAAGCCAACGAACCUGGUCACCGACAUCGACGAGGAGACCGGCGAACCCAUUGCUACCAACGGCGACAUCUUUCCCUGGGAUAAUGUCAGGUUGCCGAGUUUUGCCCAUCCAACGCGAUACAACAUCACGAUCCAUCCCAAUCUCACGACAUUAGAAGUGAAAGGACAAGUCACGAUCGAAUUUCAUGUCGACCGAGAGACCAAUUUUAUCGUCUUCCAUAGCAAAAACUUGACAAUAACCGAAAAGAUGGUGCAAGAUCACAAGGGACGCAGAUUAAAGAUCUCGAGGAUGCUGGAAUAUCCUCGGCAUCAGCAGCUCUAUCUCGAGCUCGAGGAGAGCAAGUUUCGUAAAAAGGGGAACUACUCGGUCCACUUGAGGUUCGUCUCGAAGCUGAAGAACGAGCUCGAGGGCUUCUAUCUCAGCAGUUACGUCAACGCCCACGGAGAGAAAAGCUUUUUCGACGGCCAUAGGUAUCUGGCAACAACCCAUUUCGAGCCGACGUACGCUCGCUCGGCAUUUCCAUGCUUCGACGAGCCGCAAUUCAAGGCCAAAUUCAAGGUGUCCAUAUUCCGGGAUCGCUUUCAUAUUGCCCUCUGCAACACGCCUAUUGCCAACACUGAAGAUGCUGGAUUCUACAUGGGCACCGGACUCCUACGCGACGACUUUCAAGAGUCCGUGGCGAUGUCGACGUAUCUGGUCGCCUUCGUGGUCUGUGAUUUCAAGCGAGUUUCACAAAUGACAAAGCGUAACGUUAGCGUGUCGGUCUACGCCGCUGAGACAAUGCUGCCGCAAGCGACUUUCGCCGUGAAAACAGCCUCGAGAACAAUGGACUUCUUCGAGUCGUUCUUCGGUGCCCAGUAUCCACUACCGAAACUAGAUCUGAUAGCCAUCCCAGACUUCGGUGCAGGCGCAAUGGAAAAUUGGGGAUUGAUAACCUACCGCGAGACGUCAAUCUUAUACGACCCAGCUGAGACAUCAACAGCCGCGCACGAAUGGGUAGCCGUAGUAAUAGCACACGAGUUAGCUCACCAAUGGUUUGGCAAUUUAGUAACGAUGAAAUGGUGGAACGAUCUUUGGUUGAAUGAAGGUGCCGCGAGUUUCUUCGAGUACAAGGGUGUCAGUUUCAUCUCACCAGAGUGGAGUAUGAUGGAUCAAUUCAUCCUUGACAAAAUUCAGCCGGCACUGGAUCUCGAUGCGUUGGCAAGUAGUCAUCCGAUAAGUGUACAAGUGAAAGAUCCAUCGGAGAUUGAAUCCAUAUUCGACACUAUAAGCUACAAUAAGGGAGCUUCGAUACUGUACAUGUUAGAAGGUUUCUUAACCGAAGAUAUACUGAAGGUAGGAUUGAAUGAUUAUCUGGGCAGUCAUGCUUAUGGGAAUGCUGAUACCAAUGAUCUUUGGGCUGUAUUCACCAAACACGUCAACAAAACAUUCGAUGUCAAGGCAAUAAUGGACACGUGGACGCAACAAACUGGCUUCCCUCUAAUAACAAUCGCGCGCGAAGGCAACACAAUCACAGCCUCUCAAAAGCGAUUCCUCGUCUCGCCGUAUGUGAACGACACGACACUGGCAGCUCCCAAAUCGCCGUUCAAUUACAAAUGGUACGUGCCGCUGAGCUAUUACACCAGCAAGGACUCCAGAGACGUUCAGAACGUGUGGAUGAACAUGACCGAUGUGAUGUUCGAAGUCCCCAACGACACGGACUACAUCAAGUGUAACGUUAAUCAAACUGGUUUCUACAGAGUAUCCUAUCCCGACGACAUGUGGCAAGCCAUAAUUCAAACUUUAUUGAAAGAUCACACGAGAUUCAGUCCUGCUGAUCGUGCAAAUCUUAUAGACGAUGCUUUCACUCUAUGCAAAGCUGGUGAAUUGAAUGCUUCGGUACCACUAGAAUUGUCGUUAUAUUUACUGAAUGAGAGGGAUUAUGUACCAUGGGCAACGGCUUUGAAUUAUCUUCACUCAUGGAAAGAGAAGUUAAGUGAGAGUGCCGCUUACAAGAGAUACAUUGUGUUUUUCAAGAAACUCAUCGCGCCGGUUACCAAAUAUGUUGGUUGGAGUGACGAGGGCUCGCAUUUGAAAAAGUUACUCCGUAUCUUAGUAUUACAAUCAGCAGUGAACUUACAACUAGAGGACGUGGUAAAACCAGCAAAAGAUUUAUUCGACGACUGGAUGUUACGCGACAAAAAAAUCGCACCAAACAUUCGCGACGUAGUAUACGCCGCUGGUGUGAAAUUCGGUAGCCAAGAGGAAUGGAAUCACUGCUGGGAAACGUAUCGUAAGACACUUUUCCCAAGCGAGAAACUAGUGAUGUUACGAGCAUUGGGCGCAUCGACGGACCCAUGGUUACUGCAACGUUAUCUGACUCAAACGUUGGAUAGAAAUCUGAUAAGGCCACAGGAUGUCGAAUCGGUUAUAGCUUCGGUUGCCAAGAAUCCAGAAGGUAAAUUGUUGGCAUGGAGGCAUCUUAAGGCACAUUGGUCGCAUAUCCAGGGUUUGUUUGGUAAUGGAUCGUUGACGAUUGGUUCGCUUAUUAACGUCGUCACCUCGGAUUUCUUCACUGAGUAUGAUUAUCACGAGGUGAAAGAAUACUUCAAAGAAAUAGAUGUCGGUAGCGGACAACGGAUGUUGGAUCAAAGUCUGGAAACGAUCAAGUUCAAUAUCUACUGGGUGAAGCAGAAUUCCGAUACGAUAGACGAGUGGCUAGUGAACUAUCUUGACCAAAAGUCGAGGUAAACGUGAUUGAACCAAAGAGAAGUAAAGACAAAUACGUAAGACACUGACGAUUGUGGCAUAUCAGCGGCGAAAGAAAAUAUUUUAAUGAUGUCGCACGCAGAAAGAACCUUCAGUCCUUCAAAAAUCCGAUCCAUCCGAAAAUGAAAAAAAAAAAAAAGAAAACCACUUGAUUCCGUUCGAUGAUCGGUACACAUAUAUAUCUUGGUACACGUGUUAUUCUGUGAUUUCACCCAAUUCCUUUUGUUCUUUUCUUGAUAUUGUUAUUUUAAGAACUACGUUCGUUUUAAACGCUGCAGAGCUACACUAAAUAUUUGUCCACAUUAGUCUUGGAUCCCUAAAGUCAUGAGAGAUAUGCAACCAGGCCCUCCCCUACUACUUUUGCACGGUUGUGGGAGGAGAAUUUUUACAUGCAUUAUGACUGAACCUACAGUUUGAGGUGGAAUCCGAAUUUCCCCUUGAAGAAAAAAGGAAACACCGCCAACACCAAAAAGAGAUGACAGUCGUUUAUAUAGAAUUAUAGUUACUAAUCUUUCUAACUGCUAGUUACUUUUUCAUUGGAUACUCGCUAUAAAUAGGCAGAUAUGUAAAUGUCCGAGAGUGUGGGAGAAAAUGUCGAUAGUUGUGAAACAAUUGAGAUAUAUAUAAAUAUAUACUGUACGUGUGUGUGCCUGUGAUGUGUUGUAUACCUCCGACUCUCCUCUCACCCUACACCGUCCGCUUUGUUAAAUUUAUUGAUCGUCGGCGAUGAUGAGCUCUUUUUCUACACUUUUGUAAAAGCUUUUCUUUUAUACUUUACUUGUUUUCGCACGAUCUAUAAAAAAAGUAACACGUACGGGCGCGAUUUUCUGAAUUUGGGUUACACGCACAUCGUAACAAUGUAAAUAAUUCCGAUUUUAUAUAACACAUAACGAAUCUUUUUCUACUCGCUUCUUUUUUUUUCUCUUCCACUCGAUUCUUUUUACACGUGCGUCUCGUUUGGAUUCGUUAAAAAACGAACAAACAAAAAUCUCUAGAUUUUGAUAUAACGAUAUAAGACAAAAAAAUAUAAACUACGAAUUGACGCACAAAAGAGGAAAGAAAAAGCUUUUAAAAAAUAAUAUUAAAAGAUAUUUAAUCUCUCCCUUGAACAUUUGUAAAUAGACUAUUUUUUCACUGAACGAGGUAAAGGUUGAACUAGAAAAAAAAAACUUUUUUCUUUAUUGACAAAAAAUCGUUAGUGCGAGCGAGAGAGUUGUCAGAGAGAGAGAGAGAGAGAGAGAGAGAGAGAGAGAGAGAGAGAGAAAUGAUAUUGCGGUAUGGAUUUUUGUGGGCCUAUUAACUUACGCCGACUACACUUGUAAUUUUAACUCUUUGAGACAAGAUAUUUCUUUCUUCUAAGGUGCUGUUACCAACAUUAUCGAAUUUUUCAAUCAGUAUAUUUGUUCUCCAACAGUUGUGUGAAUAAUUCUUAUCGUUUCAUUUAUUCUUAACUUAAACUCAUUUUAUUCUCACUUAACUUACUAAUUUAUUGUUAUAUGUUUAUUAUAUGUAUUCGUUUUUAAUUAAUUUUGUCUAUAUACUGCUUUAUAUAUACCAUCGAAAAAAUUUGUUCACAAUAAAAAAAAAAAGAAAACUGUAAAACUGCCAUAGAAAAUCGUUGUUUCUAUGAAUGAUUAUACAAGCGAGAGUAAGAUAUAUUAGAGCAUUUUUCAUAUUAAAAAGACCAGGUAAAAAACUUUGUUUAGUCAUUUCUAGGCUUAAAACUGUACACACUAAAAAAAUAAGUAGCGACAAGUCCGUUUUCAAUAUUUGAUGCCAAAAAGUUAAAAAAAAAAAUUCACAAUUCGAAAGAUAAGAAAACAGCGCAUGGAAAUUAUUCAACUUCUUUAUACCGCAUAUUUUGCAAGUCGAUUGCGCGAAUGUGGUAUAUUAAAUACAAACACGAAAGGAAGAAGAAAGAAAAAAAUAAUGCGAUUAUUCACACGUUAAGACUGGACACCAGGUUAAGAGUUGAUUAUUAUGCAUUAUUAUGAAUUAUUGUAGACGUAUGUAUACAUAUACCAAGCAUAUAUGUAUUUUGUGCAGUGGUGAAAAAAAGACGGAGCGAAAGGGUUCUGAGUAUUAACUUAGAGUAUAGAUCGUAUUAUUAAAUAACUUUUAAACCGAAAAUAACAAUGAAAAUGCAGGUACGAGGAAUGUGCGUAAUGCGAUUUCGAACGACUUUUUUCGAAUUUACAUCCAGUUCUCGAGUUCCAUAAGCUAUUAUUUUUAAAAGGAAAAUCGCGUUCGAAAUUUCGUUACUGGCGCUCCGGAAGUGAAAUGAAAAAAAAAACGCCGUUUAUAAUUACUCAUAUACGCAAAAGGUCUCUUAUUUAAAAAAAUCUAUACCAUGCGUAAUUACCAACACCGUGUAUAAUGACAAAGUGACGAUGCUCAUGGACUACGGUACAAUGUUGUCAUAGAUAUUUUGUUGUGUGAACGAGAAGAAUGUAUUUGAACGAACCAAAAAGAAAAUGUGAAGCCGUGCUAUCCGAGACACAAUGUACGAGCGU
Phymastichus coffea is the source of this 6345-nucleotide messenger RNA. RefSeq names its product endoplasmic reticulum aminopeptidase 2-like. The transcript has 14 exons. The record is from RefSeq and is a predicted model, not a curated record. The coding region runs from base 788 to 3814 and encodes 1008 amino acids. Lineage: Eukaryota; Metazoa; Arthropoda; Insecta; Hymenoptera; Eulophidae. Gene Ontology annotation, molecular function: zinc ion binding; peptide binding; metalloaminopeptidase activity. Gene Ontology annotation, biological process: peptide catabolic process; proteolysis. Gene Ontology annotation, cellular component: cytoplasm.